AUGUACAAAUUAUGGGAUAUAACAAGGGGCAUUAUUGAGAAUGUGCUGUUGGCACAAGAAAUAGUGACAGACAUCAGAAAAAGGGGAAAACUAGCAAAUGGAGUGAUCAAAUUAGACAUGGCAAAAGCCUAUGAUAGAGUAUCUUGGUCAUAUUUGAUAAAGGUACUUAGCAGAAUGGGAUUUGCUAGUCAAUUUAUUGACAUGAUUUGGAGGUUGAUUGCAAAUAACUGGUAUUCCAUCCUCUUCAAUGAAGGAGAGUCAUUGAAGAGAAUCAUGAAGAUACUGCAGGAGUAUGAGGCAAUCGCUGGUCAACUGAUCAAUAAAGGCAAGAGUGCCUUUUAUAUGCAUGACAAGAUUUCUGGUGCACUAUCUCAGCAGGUGGAGCAGAUUACUGGCUUUAAAAGGGAUCAAUUUCCAUUAACAUACUUGGGAUGUCCUAUAUUUCAUUCAAGAAGGAAAAAGGGAUACUACAAUGAUCUUAUCAAGAAGGUGAAAAACAAGCUGCAAAAUUGGAAAGGCAAGCUGCUCUCCUUUGGUGGAAAAGCAGUUCUUAUCAAUAGUGUGCUUCAGAGUAUUCCAAUAUAUAUGCUAUCAGCUGUUGUUCCCACAAAAUACACCAUUAAUGAGCUUCAUAAAAUCUUUGCAAGGUUUUACUGGAGUACUAAGGAAGAAGGUAAAAGCAGGCACUGGUCCUCUUGGGACAAGAUUUGUUUGCCAAAAGAAGAAGGAGGAUUAGGAUUCAGAUCUCUAGAUGAUGUGUCUAAGGCGCUUUUUGCCAAACUAUGGUGGAAAUUUAGAACAUCAAAUACAUUAUGGUCAGCCUUUAUGUGGAAUAAAUAUUGCAAGAAGAACAAGCCUACAGAAGUACAGUAG
Messenger RNA from Lycium barbarum (goji berry), 873 nucleotides. RefSeq lists its product as uncharacterized. The transcript has 2 exons. Lineage: Eukaryota; Viridiplantae; Streptophyta; Magnoliopsida; Solanales; Solanaceae. The coding region runs from base 1 to 873 and encodes 290 amino acids. The record is from RefSeq and is a predicted model, not a curated record.